AAUUCGAAAGCGCCGCAAACCCGCGGGCCGGCCUGACUCCCCGUGUCACCGAGAAGCUGAUGUAGAGAGAGACAGAGAGAGAGAGAAAGCAAGAGACCAGAGUCCCGGGAAAGUCCUGCCGCGCCGUGGGGCAAUUAUAAAAAUGUGGCCCCCUGGGUCAGCCUCCCAGACACCUCCCCCUGCUGCACCCACCGGUGCGCGUCCAGCUGCCCGCCCAGUGUCCCCGCGCUGCCGGCCCAGCAUGCGUCCUCUGCGCAGCCUCCUCCUUGUGGCCACCCUCGUCCUCCUGGACCACCUCAGCUUGGCCAGAAACCUCCCCAGGGCCACAGCAGGCCCAGGAAUGUUCCAGUGCCUUAACCACUCCCAGAACCUGCUGAGGGCCGUCAACAACACGCUUCAGAAGGCCAGACAAACCCUAGAAUUUUACUCCUGUACUUCUGAAGAGAUUGAUCAUGAAGAUAUCACAAAAAAUAAAACCAGCACAGUAAAGGCCUGUUUACCACUGGAAUUAACCACGAAUGAAAGUUGCCUGGCUUCCAGAGAGAUCUCUUUCAUAACUAAUGGGAGUUGCCUGGCCUCUGGAAAAACCUCUGUUAUGAUGACCCUGUGCCUUAGUAGCAUCUAUGAGGACUUGAAGAUGUACCAUGAGGAGUUCAAGGCCAUGAAUGCAAAGCUUUUGAUGGAUCCUCAGAGGCAGAUCCUUCUAGAUCAAGACAUCCUGGCAGCUAUUGAUGAGAUGAUGCAGGCCCUGAAUUUCAACAGUGAGACUGUGCCGCAAAAACCCUCCCUUGAAGAACCGGAUUUUUAUAAAACUAAAAUCAAGCUCUGCAUACUUCUUCAUGCUUUCAGAAUUCGUGUGGUGACUAUCGAUAGAGUGAUGAGCUAUCUGAGUUCCUCCUAAAACGCUGAGAUCCCUCCCAACCUUAAAGUCAUUUUUAUAAAAAUUUGAACAGAAGAAAUUAUAAUAGGAUGUGGGUUAAGAACUGGGGAGGGGGAGGCUUGACUUGUUCUACUCAAGCUCGUACAGGAAUCCUCCUGCUUACGUUUACGUUAACACACCCCUCAAAACUUGAAGGAUGGGACUGUGACUUUCACAUGAGCCCUCAGAUCAAGUGUCUUUCACAUUUACUAUGGAUAAGUUGUUUUUAAGUUUUCAUGAGCAAAUUGCAAAAAAGGGAAUAUAUCCUCCCUGAAUGUGUUUUUUCUUUCCAUUUAAUAGAAGAGCAAGAAUUUAUAAGCUAUGUACUAAAAUGUUGGUAGAAACAAACAUUCAAACGUAAUUUAUUUUUAAAUAUUUAUUUAUAUAAUUAUGUAUUCAUGAAAGCAUGUGAACUAACAUAUUUAUUUAUGUUAUAUUUAUUUAAAUAUUUCUUGUCAAUGGAUUUGUAAGAUAUCUUUUAAAUGUUGUUCUAAAAAUAAAAUGAUUAAAUGAAA
Messenger RNA from Galeopterus variegatus (Sunda flying lemur), 1434 nucleotides. It is a transcript of the gene IL12A, whose product is annotated as interleukin 12A. Lineage: Eukaryota; Metazoa; Chordata; Mammalia; Dermoptera; Cynocephalidae. Gene Ontology annotation, cellular component: extracellular region. Gene Ontology annotation, molecular function: interleukin-12 receptor binding; growth factor activity. The record is from RefSeq and is a predicted model, not a curated record. Gene Ontology annotation, biological process: immune response.